AAAUCCCCCCAGCGGCGACUUCCUGUGGAUCUGGAAAGGCUGUGAUCCUCGAGAAGCCGCCGCUGGCGCGCAACCAGAGCAUUAGAGGUAGCGGAGGCGGCGGAGAGCAGUGCCGGAUCCGAAACCUGGACGAUGGACGGAGUUCGAGCCCCCCCCCCCCCUGUCCCGCUCGCCGUGGCGGUCCCUCCUCGUCGCCACCCCUCUCCUCGACUCGGCGGGACGAGGGGAGCAGGGGCAGCAGCCAGCCAUGCCUCGUCCGUCUCGCAUGGUGGCCCAAAUACGGCUUCCUCGUGCUCUGUCGGCGCCCGUCGACCUCGAUCCAGCUGGGGCAGGAGGAGCUCGAGCCGAGGAGCGUGGCCUCGAUCCGGAAUCGACGGAAGGAGGGGAGCAGCAGCCAUCACGCCUCGUCACAAAUCAUUCCCCGUCUCUUCUGUUUGCACCUCCCCCCAUCUUUUGGUGUUAGAAGCGGCCACAGGCUGCCGCCGGGGACACCUCUGCAUCAUCGUCGACGGAAUGAAGGGAGCAACGGCCACAACCGCCUGCUGCAGCGGUGCUGAGCGGCUGCGGACCUACAGCGAAACGGUGCUGGAUCGAUAUGUACUCCUCUGCCAGUCUUCUUCACGCCGCAAUUUACUCCUCCUUGCUGCACCUGAUCGAUCUUUUGGUUGCAUUGGCUAAAGCAUGCACUUUCGCAUGGUAUCGGAGUUAAGAGGUCUUGAGUUCAAGACCCGGCUGGCACAAUUAAAUUGCAGCCCACUUUCGCUCCACCUUUAGACCU
Messenger RNA from Triticum dicoccoides, 778 nucleotides. RefSeq lists its product as uncharacterized. Bases 133 to 678 code for a protein of 181 amino acids. The record is from RefSeq and is a predicted model, not a curated record. The transcript is spliced from 3 exons. NCBI's taxonomy places the organism in Eukaryota, Viridiplantae, Streptophyta, Magnoliopsida, Poales, Poaceae.